This is a messenger RNA of Agrilus planipennis (emerald ash borer), 722 nucleotides long. RefSeq names its product PRKR-interacting protein 1 homolog. The record is from RefSeq and is a predicted model, not a curated record. Gene Ontology annotation, biological process: negative regulation of protein kinase activity. The transcript is spliced from 4 exons. Gene Ontology annotation, cellular component: nucleolus. Bases 88 to 585 code for a protein of 165 amino acids. NCBI's taxonomy places the organism in Eukaryota, Metazoa, Arthropoda, Insecta, Coleoptera, Buprestidae. Gene Ontology annotation, molecular function: protein kinase binding; protein kinase inhibitor activity; double-stranded RNA binding.
CUGCACCUAACCAUAAAAAUAAAGGUUGUUGAUUUACAAAACGAAAACGAAUUUAGAAUAAAAUUGAGGGCUAAAAGAUAAAUAAAUAUGGAUAGUCCAGAAAAUCCACAACGUGGACCAAUCAUAAUAAAAAAUAUAACUGAUUUGCAACGUUUGAAGCUAGAAAAAUUGAUGAAAAACCCAGAUAAACCGGUAAUUAUUCCCGAAAAACCAAAAGAAAAGGGUGUUCCCGCAGUACCUGAAUUUGUUAGAAAUGUAAUGGGCUCCAGUGCUGGAGCUGGAUCUGGUGAAUUUCAUGUGUACCGUCAUUUAAGAAGAAAGGAAUAUGCAAGACAAAAGUACAUGAAAGAAAGAGGAGAAAAGGAAAGGUUGGACGAUGAAUACAGAAAAAAAAUUGAAGAAAAUAAGAAGAAAGCAGAAGAAAUAACAUCUAAAAAAAGGGCUAAAAGGCUUAAAAAGAAAGCAAAAAUGAAGGAGAAGAAUAAAAGGUUGAAAAAAGAAGGAGACAAUGGCAAAGCUAAAGAAAAUCAGACGAAUGAAUCUGAUUCUUCAGAAUCAACAGACGAAAGUUCUGAAAAGGAAUAAUACAAUGUAAAUAACCGUGUUAAGACCGAAAAGAAAGAUUUGCUCUGUUCAGAAUGAUAAAAUUUGUUUUGAUAGGCUUUAAUUCCUUUUUUUGUGUUUUCUUAUUGAUUUAAGUUUAUUAAACUUAGGAGUGAAAG